AUGAUAAGAGCCACACCCAAAAGACUACUCACAACCAGAAUACCUAAACAGUACAAAGAAUUCAAGUACCCAAAUUACAACAUCAAACACAACCUCCCUCGACUUCCCCACAGACAACUGAACAUCACUGGUGCUACAUUUCCCUCCACUUUUAGCAACAACAACAACAACAACAAAAAUAAGACCCAGAUUCAAACUAUGGUAUCAACAGAAGCACAGCUCGACAAGUUACGCAACUACACAGCGCCAACCUACUACUCUUCGUCUGCUCGCACCAAUGAAGGACAAAACACUACAGUUUCUGUCUGGCACCGUGUACCCGUCUCACGUCGAUCAGCAGUAUUCAUUCUCCUCUUUCUAGGCAAAAAGGGCGAAUUACGAGUCCUCCUCACAAAGAGAUCAUCAAAACUACGCAACUUUCCAGGCCAUGUAGCAUUGCCUGGAGGUAAGGCAGAUGAUGCACUGGAGUCAGAAUGGCAAGUGAGUCGAAGAGAAAUGCACGAGGAGAUUGGCCUUUCCUCAGAUGACGAAAGUUUGGCGAAAUUAGGCAUAACAAUUGAGCAUUUGACAUUGUUGCCAAGCUAUUUAUCACGAACAUUCUCUUGUGUUCGACCAUGUGUUGGCUUUAUGAAAUUCGACAACAACAACAAUAGCUCCAACCAGGACGAAACAGAUAUUGAAAACACAAUAGCAUUGAAGUUGAACUUGGCGUUAAACCCUGGAGAGAGCUCAUCGAUAUUUUCGUGUCCAUUGCGAGAUUUUCUAUACCCAACAAUAGACGAAAAACCCAUGGAAUCAAUUGAGAGAGUCUCAUACAAGGUGAAAUGGGGAGGUAUUCCAUGGGACUUGAGGUCCUAUAUGUUUUUGCAAAAUAAUGAAAAUGAAAUCGAUUGGCUAAAGGAUAUCAAGGACUUAUCGCAACUGGAGGAAGAUGAUAUAUUAGGCUCAGAGUUGGACUCCGAGGAUAAGGAAAGCGUUACACCUCCAUCAUUUAGAUCGAGAGCAUCGAGUCCAAAACGAGGUGACUCAAAUACACAAGUUGUUGUUAAGAAGCUGAGUCGAGAACCUUCAACUAAACAAAACCUUUCUUCUUGGGGGAGAUUGGGUUCAAGGAAACUUGAAGACACAAAUGAAAAAGUAUACGACGUAUGGGGAUUAACAGCAAACAUCUUGCAUGACCUCAGCAGACUCAUCUACGAUGAUAGGCUGAGCAACAAACGAAUGAUUGUUGGAGAGGAGGAUAUGAUCUAUGCACUCUAUGAAUACGGAAACAUGAUGCAGCAGAAAGAGAGAAGCGAGAUGGAACGCAAGAUGAUCCACCUGACAAGUGUCGAUGAUUCUCAAAACGGGUUCUGCGAAAUCUUACCAAAGGAGGUGUUUGAUAGAUUAGUUAAUAUAUAUAAAUUGUAA
Molecule: messenger RNA, 1410 nt
Organism: Lodderomyces elongisporus
Lineage: Eukaryota; Fungi; Ascomycota; Pichiomycetes; Serinales; Debaryomycetaceae
Gene: PCD1
Product: 8-oxo-dGTP diphosphatase
Exons: 1
Coding region: 1-1410 (469 amino acids)
Biological process (GO): coenzyme A catabolic process
Molecular function (GO): coenzyme A diphosphatase activity
Source: RefSeq, a predicted model, not a curated record